Erinaceus europaeus (western European hedgehog) is the source of this 2135-nucleotide messenger RNA. RefSeq names its product serpin family H member 1 (gene SERPINH1). Gene Ontology annotation, biological process: negative regulation of endopeptidase activity; collagen fibril organization. Gene Ontology annotation, cellular component: endoplasmic reticulum. The record is from RefSeq and is a predicted model, not a curated record. Bases 239 to 1486 code for a protein of 415 amino acids. NCBI's taxonomy places the organism in Eukaryota, Metazoa, Chordata, Mammalia, Eulipotyphla, Erinaceidae. Gene Ontology annotation, molecular function: serine-type endopeptidase inhibitor activity; collagen binding. The transcript has 6 exons.
UCCGGAAGCGUUUCCAACUUUCCAGAAGUUUCUUGGGACGGGCGGGAGAGGGACACACCAUAUAUAGACCUGGAGAGUGAGAGAAAGGUGGAGUGAGAGUCUGUCUGCAGAUUGUCUGUGCAGAGUUCCGGCUCUGUUCCAGCAUCCGGCCCAGAAUGAAAAAGGCAGGCAUUGAUCUCCCCCAGAGGCAGUUUCAAGCCCUUACAGGUUCUCCUCUACAUACAACCCACCUCCAGCCAUGCGCUGCCUACUGCUGCUCAGCCUCCUGGCUGCCGCCCUGGCGGCAGAGGUGAAGAAGCCUGCCGCUGCAGCAGCCCCUGGCACCGGGGAGAAACUGAGUCCUAAGGCCGCCACGUUGGCUGAGCGCAGCGCAGGCCUGGCCUUCAGCCUGUAUCAGGCCAUGGCCAAAGACCAGGCGGUGGAGAACAUCCUGCUGUCACCUGUGGUGGUAGCCUCGUCACUGGGGCUGGUGUCCCUGGGCGGCAAGGCAGCCACAGCAUCACAGGCCAAGGCGGUACUGAGCGCCGAGCAGCUACGAGACGAGGAGGUGCACGCCGGCCUGGGCGAGCUGCUGCGCUCCGUCAGCAAUAGCACCGCGCGCAACGUGACCUGGAAACUGGGCAGCCGUCUGUAUGGGCCCAGCUCUGUCAGUUUUGCUGAUGACUUUGUGCGCAGCAGCAAGCAGCACUACAACUGCGAGCACUCCAAGAUCAACUUCCGAGACAAGCGCAGCGCUCUACAGUCCAUCAACGAGUGGGCGGCACAGACCACCGACGGCAAGCUUCCGGAGGUCACCAAGGAUGUGGAGCGCACGGACGGCGCCCUGCUGGUCAACGCCAUGUUCUUCAAGCCACACUGGGAUGAGAAAUUCCACCACAAGAUGGUAGACAACCGAGGCUUCAUGGUGACCCGUUCCUACACUGUGGGUGUCACGAUGAUGCACCGGACUGGCCUCUACAACUACUACGAUGAUGACAAGGAGAAGCUGCAAAUGGUGGAGAUGCCCCUGGCCCACAAGCUCUCCAGCCUCAUCAUCCUCAUGCCCCACCAUGUGGAGCCCCUUGAGCGUGUAGAGAAGCUGCUGACCAAAGAGCAGCUGAAAACCUGGAUGGCGAAGAUGCAGAAGAAGGCAGUCGCCAUCUCCCUGCCCAAGGGUGUGGUGGAGGUGACCCACGACCUGCAGAAACACCUGGCAGGGCUGGGUCUGACGGAGGCCAUUGACAAGAACAAGGCAGACCUGUCACGCAUGUCCGGCAAGAAGGACCUGUACCUGGCCAGUGUAUUCCAUGCCACCGCCUUUGAGUGGGACACAGAGGGCAACCCCUUCGACCAGGACAUCUAUGGGCGAGAAGAGCUACGCAGCCCCAAGCUCUUCUAUGCUGACCACCCCUUCAUCUUCCUGGUUCGAGAUACCCAGAGUGGCUCCCUGCUAUUCAUAGGCCGCCUGGUUCGGCCCAAAGGGGACAAGAUGCGAGAUGAGUUAUAGGGUCCCAGGGUGGGAUGGCAGGGGGCAGCCAAGGGCUCCUAAGACACAUGGGUGCUAUGGGGGGGGUGGGAGGGAGUGGAGGUACUGACCUUGGAUGGCCCCAAGGGGUGAGGGUGGGAGAGCAGUAGGCUUCUGGUGCACCAGAGUGGCCCUUCCCAGCCAGAAUUCACAGCCUGGAUACAGGCUUCCUGACUCCACGGUGCUGAGCCUGGAACUAGAGUGCUGGGGCCUCUGCCCUGCGAGUGCUAGGAUGAAGCCCGCCACCAUCAGUGUUCAUAUUUAUAGCCUAGUUCUUUCUCAGCUGUGUGCCAGAAUCCAGCUGGCGGGGCCUCUUUUUUCCUGACACCACAACACCUCGGUUUUCUCCCUGUCUUUUCCUUAUUACAAAACUAGGUGCUGUGACCCCUGGGACUGGCACCCCCACAGUGGCCCUGACCCAAAUCAGGGGUCAGGAAGUAACUCUUGGGCUCUGAGGGCAGGGGCAGACUUUGGUUAAGAAUCAUCAUCGCAUCAGGCAUCCUGGGAUGGACUUUUGUUUUUCUAUGGAUUCUCAAAGAUGGGUUAAGAAGAACAUGAGCCUUUGUUGCUGUCGACUCAAGAACUUGUUUGUACAAUUUUUUUUUCAAUAAAACUUUUCCAAUGAAAGAUA